CAAAAACACCUGCAGAGUAUGUGGCAUUUACGUAUAAAUAGCCGAGGCAACGCAAAAAAUUUAUCUCUUGAUCCAAGUUUGCCUUUAUACAAAAAAAAAAAAGAGAGAAGAAAGAACACCAAAUCCUUAUUAAUUUCAACGACGCGUUGUAUAUACAAUUAGUACGAUAUGCCUUCUUCAUAGCAUAUCAGAGUAACAUACCGUUGUUUACACGCACCGGCGAUAUCAACAGAAAGAUUAUUGCACGUGUUAAACAAUUUGUGUAAAUUAGGCCAUUGUUCGUAAGAACGAUUGAUCUACUUGUAACAUGUUUACCGCUGCAGUUUCGAAUGAAAAGUCUGUUCGCUACAGUUUCACGUGACUCGCGCGUUUUUCAUCGAGGUACCUUGUUGCAACAGUCUAAGGAUGAAUUACUAAAAACGCUCGUCGGCGUUUUUGGUAAAGAGCAUUGACGCAAUUGCAAAAGAGAAAAGGGAAGGAAAAGCAAACAUGAUUCCGAUAUCAAAGUGCCAGACGAAUGUACCAGCGAAGACCGAACAGCUAUCUUAUCUAUCUACUUUCCGCUGCUGCUGCGACGAUACACUGUGAUACACUUGUGAUAGAUACUCGACGACGAAUCCUGCAGAUUAGAUGUCACCGAUUGCUUUCGCUGUGUGAGAUGCGGUCGCACUCGUGAACUUCGGGCAAACAACUCGUCGUUUAACACCGCCGCGAAACAAAUACGCUCGCGAGCACGAUAAUCACCGGUUCAAACAACACCGCGCGGUCAGCGCGGUUCCGCGCUUGUUCCGCGCCGGCAAUUUCUGCAAAUUUCUGAUCUUCCUAUUCGGUUUCACAACGAUUGAUCGUUAAAGAUAGCGACCGCGAGCCGGCCUCGCAACGAAGAUGAUGAGUAUCCUCUUAUCGGAGCAAUGUAUCACGCGUGUCGAUAAAAGAAUAUCAUCGACGAGCUGACCUGCUAACAUUCCGAUCGCGGUCUGGACCUUUCAACGGUGAUAAACGUUAACGUUAACGGCUCCGGUCGCGCGGUUGAGUCUGCCACGAUCGUAGGCGCGAAGCAUCGACGACGACCACGACGAUAUCAUAAUCGUCCAGAAGCGAAGAUAAGAUUUGCAACAGUCAUCGCCAUUACCGCGGCGCGCACCGCCGCGAUCGCCGCUGCUGCUGCUGUCGUCGCCGCGACUGCAAAGAGUCCAACAGGGUCCGGGAGCGAUGUGUCACUGAAUUUUGAAUCAUUGUCCGCCGAGUGCGAACGGGCUUGUGUGCAGCACGCUUCUCUUCCUUCAUUCAUCGAUUCGCCGGCGAACGGGAGACUCCGCGAGAUGACGCAGAAAAGGGAAAAUACGAAGCUCGUGAAGAUCGAGCUGAAGAGGGAGCUGGGACUUUUCAGCGCGGUCAGCAUUAUCCUGGCGGUGAUGAUCGGUUCUGGGAUCUUCGUAUCGCCAACCAGCGCCCUUGAGCGCUCCGGUUCCGUGGGAUUUUGUCUGAUCGUCUGGGUCAGCUGCGGUGUGCUGUCCCUAUUGGGCGCGUUGGCCUUCGCCGAGCUGAGUACCGUAGUGCCGCGUUCCGGCGCAGAGUACGCAUACUUCAUCGAGGCCUUUGGGCCUCUGCACGCUUACGCCGGCCAGAUACCGGCGUUCACAUGCUCCUGGAUCUACGUGAUGCUGCUGCGACCGGCGGAAGUGGCGGUCAUUAUACUGACAUUCGCGGAGUACAGCGUGCAGCCGUUCACCGGGUUCCUCGGUGACCUACCCCCCGGGUCCAUGGCGACGCUGAAGAAGCUCAUAGCGAUCAUGGCACUGGGCGUAAUCACGUAUAUCAAUCUCACUAGCGUGAAGCUCUAUGUGAAGGUGCAGAACGUAUUCACCAUAUGCAAAGUGUUCGCCUGCAUAGUGGUGAUAGCUGGUGGGAUAUGGUGGCUGAGUACCGGCCAUACGCAGCUACUCGAGGAUCCCUUCCGCGGCACCACCACGUCGAUCGGCAACGUGGCAUUGGCUUUCUACAGCGGUCUCUGGGCAUACGACGGAUGGACCUCGGCCUCGAUCGUCACCGAGGAAAUCAAGAAGCCUGAGAUUAACAUACGCAGGAGCAUCCUCAUCGCGGUGCCUACCAUCACCGUUCUCUAUGUGUCGAUGAACUUGAUGUACAUGGCGGUGUUAACAACACCGGAGAUGGUGAGCGCACCGGCGGUGGCUGUUCUAUGGGCGAAUCGGAUUCUACCAGCUUGGAUGGGCUUCCUGAUACCGCUCGGCGUAGCGCUGUCAACUUUCGGAUGCGCCCUUAGCGUGCAAUUCGGUGUGUCAAGGCUCUGUUUCGUUGCGGGAAGAGAGGGCCACGUGCCGCGUGUCUUCAGUUACGUGCACAUUAAGAAAAUGACGCCGGCUGCGGCCGUGGGUUUUCAGGGCAUGCUCACGUUCGUCUGUCUGCUGGUGGGCAACAUAAUCGAACUCAUAGAGUUCGCCAGUUUCCUCACGUGGGUGUUCUACGGAUUAGCGAUGGUAUCGCUGAUAAUCAUGCGACGAACAAAACCUAACGCCCACAGACCGUAUUCUGUGCCCAUCGUGAUACCUUGGCUGGUGCUAUGCAUCUCCAUCUUCCUCGCGGUAUUACCGAUAGUCUAUGAACCGUCGGUCAAGUAUCUCUUUGCGCUCCUAUUCAUCCUAUGUGGUAUCGUCGUUUAUCACAUCUACGUGUACAAGAAGACCACAAGUACUUUAGCAGCCAAAUUAACAUACUUCGUGCAAGCAUUGUGCCUAGUCGUCGCGCCAGACAAAGGAGACUAAUCAGAUAUUCACCAUCGAUGUACAUAAGUAAUAAUGUUUGCUCAUGUAAUACUCGAAGAUACUCGUUGUUCGAACUAGAUAUUUUGUCGUUCGCCAAGAAAUCACACUGUGUGUGUGUGUGUGUGUUUUCUAUAGUUAUUUCCUUCAUUACCCGAAAUGUGCCUUGACGAACCUGAAUCUUUAUACGACAGGAGUGAGCAGAAUUAACAAUAUUCCCUAUGCUAUGCUAAGAAAAAUGCUUGCAUAGAUAUUUAUAUAUUUUCAGAAUUAAUUAAAGUGUUUUACACAAAGUGUAUAUCGAUACAAUUGAUAGAAUGUUCUCAUACAAGAUGUAAAUGCUUAGGAAAAUAACAUUUUGUUAUUAUAUUUGUUACGAUAGUGCGCAAUAUUUUGUAAUAUCUAUAUUUACUUUAUAUAUGAACAUGUAGAUAUAAUAAAUAUCGACGAUAGAA
Harpegnathos saltator (Jerdon's jumping ant) is the source of this 3235-nucleotide messenger RNA. Its product is annotated as b(0,+)-type amino acid transporter 1. NCBI's taxonomy places the organism in Eukaryota, Metazoa, Arthropoda, Insecta, Hymenoptera, Formicidae. Gene Ontology annotation, biological process: amino acid transmembrane transport. The record is from RefSeq and is a predicted model, not a curated record. Bases 1323 to 2783 code for a protein of 486 amino acids. The transcript is spliced from 3 exons. Gene Ontology annotation, cellular component: membrane. Gene Ontology annotation, molecular function: L-amino acid transmembrane transporter activity.